Gossypium raimondii (Peruvian cotton) is the source of this 798-nucleotide messenger RNA. RefSeq names its product LEAF RUST 10 DISEASE-RESISTANCE LOCUS RECEPTOR-LIKE PROTEIN KINASE-like 2.7. Gene Ontology annotation, molecular function: polysaccharide binding. The record is from RefSeq and is a predicted model, not a curated record. Bases 1 to 798 code for a protein of 265 amino acids. NCBI's taxonomy places the organism in Eukaryota, Viridiplantae, Streptophyta, Magnoliopsida, Malvales, Malvaceae. The transcript has 2 exons.
AUGUCUUCGCUUUCUCUUCCGAUAUCUUCCCUUCUGGCCCUCUUCUUUCUCGUUUUCUUAACCAGAGUUCCGACGAUUUUAUUCGCUGACGAUCCGCGGGCCUGCAGGGAAACGCUAACAUGCGGAAGCGUAUCAAGUAUCGGUUACCCUUUCUGGGGAAUGAACCGUCCGAGUUAUUGUGGCCAACCAGGAUUUGAACUGAGGUGCGAGAAUAAUGUAACGGAAAUCCUGAUGAAUGAAAACACCUUACGAGUUCUUGACAUAGACCCUGAACGACAGAUUCUUAAGGUAGCUAGGGAGGAUUACUGGAAUGGUUAUUGUUCCACGGAAUUUAUCAACACCUCAAUCGACUUCAACCACUUCAAUUACGGCUCAAACUUUAGGAACCUCACCCUAUUCUACGGAUGCUACCCGCUGGCAACCUCGACAUCUCUUCCUAACUGCACCAUAAAUAGUACACUUACUGAUGUGUCAUAUGCUGUUAGAAACAUGUUGGGUGAUCCUCGCUAUAGCAUAUGCCGUGAAAUUGUGGUAGUUCCGGUUUAUGAAGCUGCAGCAAAGGAGCUGGAGGUGAACCCUAUGAGUAUGCAGGCUGCUUUAAGUGGAGGUUUCGAAUUGCAAUGGGAAGCGGUUAAUGAUCAGUGCAGAAGAUGCAGAGAUUCAGAUGGGAUUUGUGUAUAUAAACAAACUUCAUAUAGUUUCACUUGCUUUUGCAGCGAUAAACUUAGUUUAACCACAUGUUUUCCAACAACUGAAGAACUUACUGUUUCAUUGAAUAUCUCGAACCGUAACUCUUAG